Molecule: messenger RNA, 771 nt
Organism: Phaeoacremonium minimum UCRPA7
Lineage: Eukaryota; Fungi; Ascomycota; Sordariomycetes; Togniniales; Togniniaceae
Product: putative tigr02452 family protein
Exons: 1
Coding region: 1-771 (256 amino acids)
Source: RefSeq, a predicted model, not a curated record
AUGAGAUCAGUGGAUAUAUCGCUGCGGGUCACAGACACAUUACAGGCAGCGCAUGAACUAAGCAUAUCUGCUGUGGGCGCCGCCAGCCACCGUGCUCGAGUCGCAAUACUCAACAUGGCGUCGCCCCUCCGGCCCGGCGGAGGCGUGCUAUCUGGCGCCUCAUCGCAGGAGGAGUGGCUGUGCACGAGAACGACGUUGUACCCCUCGCUUCGGGAGGAGUUCUAUCGUCUUCCUGAAGUUGGCGGGGUGUAUACGCCUGACGUGCUGGUCUUCCGGAGCUGGGACUCUGCUGCUUCGGAGCUCGAUAAGAAGGACCGCUUCUAUGUGGACGUAAUCACAGCGGCUAUGCUCAGGUUUCCAGACAUUGAGGGAGAAGGUGGAGAGGCUGGCUACGCGGAGCAGAAAGACAGGGACCUAGUCAUAAGCAAGAUGCGGGCCGUCCUGCGAAUAGUGCGCUCCAAAGGAGUUGACAAGGUCGUGCUUGGUGCUUGGGGCUGUGGCGCAUAUGGAAAUCCUGUCAGAGAGAUUGCUAGAGCAUGGAGACGAGUUCUCCUUGGCGCAAGAUCUAGAAGAGAUCCGGUGGUCAAGAGAAAGGGGUUAAUAGAUGAGGGAUGGGACGGUCUCGAAGUCGUUUUUGCUAUCAAGGAUAGCCGCAUGGCCGAGCACUUCGCUAAAGAAUUCGGCGAUGGUAUCGUAGUCGAACAGUCUCGCAUCCCCUCGGCAGAUGAGAGCUCUAUUGACGGAGAAGAAGACGGCAUAGAGUGUGCUUGA